AUGAAGAGGAGACGUUUAUGGGGUUGGUUACUGUCCCUGGGAGCAAUGGGAAGCGAAUCACUGGGGUGCGCGUUUCAUCCGGGGAUACAAUAUCAGUAGAUAUAACGAUUCUAACCACGGGCGUUUAGACAUCACAUUUGCUUAAGAUGGGUAAUCGUACGAUUGCCACUGUGCAGCCGGUAGCUAUGAUACAGUUGGACCCUGACGAAGUGGCGGAGAUGAACAAGGGUUUCCCGGUGAUGGUAAACCUGCGUACCGAGUUGUUUGUGUUCCCUCCAACGCCAAAGAGCAAUGUUCUCAAGAUGGCGAGGCAUGGGUAUGGGUAUGAAGUAGAGCAGAGCUCUUCUGCGUCGUCUUACUCUGCGCCGAAGUUGGCAUUGAAGCAGCAGGGACAGUUUUUGCCGGCUGGUGCUGAGAAGGCGUUGCGAGAUGGAUUGGCGUUGUUCCUGCCCAGGUUUAAGGGUCGAGCGUUUUAUCCAGCGGAGAUUGUGCUGGUACACAGAUACUCCCAAGGGACAUUUUAUCGUCGAUCAUCAUCCCGAGUAUGUAAAUUUGUUCACUGCCAGAGGCGGAAGCGGACAGUAUGUUCCUCCUACUCUCAAGUCACUGACUGUUACUAACUGACACAGUGGAUUCAAAUUCCCCCCCCGUCCCGGGCCGCUAUAUAGCAGAUAGCUUGAUGGUAGGGCAUCGGAAGAGCAAAAGCGGAAAUGGGCGUGGACGGGAACUCGUAACAGGUAAAGGCGAUAGGAGCCGUGGCGGGCCUCCGAGGAGGGUUCUUGAGAGAGGAGUGGGCUCAUUUGUAGUCAAUCAGUCACAGCAAAAAGUCCAAAUCAGAGCAAUAAGGACUACAAAACCAU
This is a messenger RNA of Aspergillus ruber CBS 135680, 860 nucleotides long. RefSeq lists its product as uncharacterized. The transcript has a single exon. The coding region runs from base 147 to 620 and encodes 157 amino acids. The record is from RefSeq and is a predicted model, not a curated record. NCBI's taxonomy places the organism in Eukaryota, Fungi, Ascomycota, Eurotiomycetes, Eurotiales, Aspergillaceae.